This is a messenger RNA of Hevea brasiliensis (rubber tree), 1149 nucleotides long. RefSeq lists its product as uncharacterized. Lineage: Eukaryota; Viridiplantae; Streptophyta; Magnoliopsida; Malpighiales; Euphorbiaceae. Bases 139 to 849 code for a protein of 236 amino acids. Gene Ontology annotation, molecular function: hydro-lyase activity. The transcript has 4 exons. The record is from RefSeq and is a predicted model, not a curated record. Gene Ontology annotation, biological process: fatty acid biosynthetic process.
ACGGAAGUACUGGCAAUCCAACUUUUUAACCUCGUUGCUUUCGCCACAUUGCUUGCCUUUGAUCUUCCAAACCCAAUAGCGAUAUCUUCCUCUCCAGCUUAACAACCUCCUCCUCCUACUUCUUCUUCUUCUUCAACAAUGGCAAGUGCUGCUUUUGCUAAUUCAUUGUUUACUACUUCUUCUUCGUCUUCUUCUACUGCUCUUGGUUCUCGACCAACUAGUAAUGCCUUGGUUACAGCUCGUGUUUCAUUUCCCAAUUCUAGAUCUCAUUUUUUUUCUAUCCAGUUGAAGGAGAAGAAGAAUUCUAGCUAUUUCACUACCCAUUGUUCCCUUAAUGAUGCUUCUGCUGCUCCUAAAGAUCCAAAAGAAGAAGAAACUCCAAUUGAACUAAAAUACCCGGCUUAUCCUACUGUGAUGGACAUCAAUCAGAUUCGUGAGAUUUUACCCCACCGGUUUCCUUUUCUUCUUGUGGAUAGAGUGAUUGAGUACACUCCAGGAGUUUCAGUUGUUGCCAUAAAGAAUGUCACGAUAAAUGACAAUUUCUUUCCUGGACAUUUUCCUGAGAGGCCAAUUAUGCCGGGUGUUCUGAUGGUUGAGGCAAUGGCACAAGUUGGUGGCUUGGUCAUGCUGCAACCAGAAGUUGGAGGCUCUCGUGACAAUUUCUUUUUUGCUGGGAUCGACAAAGUAAGAUUUAGAAAACCAGUAAUUGCAGGUGACACUUUAGUUAUGAGAAUGACGCUUGUCAAGCUGCAGAAACGCUUUGGAAUAGCAAAGAUGGAAGGAAAAGCUUAUGUUGGAGGUGAUGUUGUUUGCGAGGGUGAGUUUUUGAUGGCCAUGGGUAGUGAAUAAUCUGCUGAGUUUUAAUAUUUCUUGCAGUUACUUGUUGCUUUUAUCCCCUUUCCACCCUUUUUUUUCAUUUCUAAAAGUUCUGUUAUCAUUUUGGUAAAGGGAAGGGGGGUUGGGAGAGAGAUCUCAUUAUAUUUGGAUUUGAUAAUCUUAUGACUCUGAUAGAAACUUGGUGUUAGAUUUGAUGCUAGAAAGAGCAACUGUUCCUUCCAUCUCAGGCAAAACGUAAGUCUUGUAAUCUCCUGUUUCUUUUUGUUUUGUUGAGCAUGUGAAAUAUGUCGUAUGCUUGUUUUGUGGUGAAAA